This is a messenger RNA of Linderina pennispora, 679 nucleotides long. RefSeq lists its product as uncharacterized. NCBI's taxonomy places the organism in Eukaryota, Fungi, Kickxellomycota, Kickxellomycetes, Kickxellales, Kickxellaceae. The record is from RefSeq and is a predicted model, not a curated record. Gene Ontology annotation, molecular function: glutathione transferase activity; glutathione peroxidase activity. The transcript has a single exon. Bases 117 to 563 code for a protein of 148 amino acids. Gene Ontology annotation, cellular component: endoplasmic reticulum; nuclear envelope; membrane.
CAAAGUUCGAGACGCAAGAGAGCGGACUCAAGAACCAAUGCCAUCCUGCAUCUGGCCAACCCUUGCCUCUCUAGUUAUCUCGUUUUACUGAAUCCUGUCGCUUUCAUCAUCUCACCAUGAGUAUCGUUAUCGGAACCAACUACGUCUGGAACAUUGUUGCUGCCUCUGUUCUGAAUCUGCAGGCUGCCUCGUUUGUCUGGUGCGCGAUCAAGCAGAAAAAGAGGCUUGAUCUGCCCCACCACGCCAGCGUUGGAAGCCGCGAAACCGAGAAGCUCUCGGAUGAGGACAACGAGGAGUUUACACGCUUCCAAACUGUCAAGGACUCGUACCUGGAGUAUCUGCCCAUUGUCCAGAGCUCAGUGCUCCUCGGUGGGCUAUUCUUCCCCAAGGUAUCUGCGUACGCCAGCCUCGGAUACAUCGUCGGCCGACUGCUCUACAGUAUUGGGUACAUAAAGUCUGGUCCAGACGGCAAGAAGCUUGGCGAUGCCCUGAUAUGUCCCUCGAUCAUCACGCUGUUUGGUGCAACAUUCUAUGGAAGCAUCAAGGCCCUUGGCUUUGUCUAGUCCGCUUGCUUGUAGGCCUGUCUGCAGACCCCCAGUAGAUUGAAGCUCGGCCCUGAGUUUGUCAUUAGAAAUAUUUUAGACUACGCAAAAAUGAAGUAUUGGAUAUCGUUACUCCA